This is a messenger RNA of Letharia columbiana, 1536 nucleotides long. RefSeq lists its product as uncharacterized. Gene Ontology annotation, molecular function: carbohydrate:proton symporter activity. Lineage: Eukaryota; Fungi; Ascomycota; Lecanoromycetes; Lecanorales; Parmeliaceae. The transcript has 8 exons. Gene Ontology annotation, biological process: transmembrane transport; carbohydrate transport. Gene Ontology annotation, cellular component: membrane. The record is from RefSeq and is a predicted model, not a curated record. The coding region runs from base 1 to 1536 and encodes 511 amino acids.
AUGGCGAAGAGAAAUCGGCACACUUCAUACAUCACCAUCUUUGCAGCGAUUGGCUCCAUUACCUAUGGCUACGCUGCAAGUAUCAUUGGCCAAGUCAUUGGACAGCCUCAAUUUUACAACUACUUCGCCCUUGCGCAGAAAGGUCCUGGUCUGUCUCGGACAAACACGAUCCUAGGCGCGAUGAACGGCUUGUUCUUCGCUGGUGGCGCCUUGGGAUCAUUGUCUAUUGCAUAUACCGCGAGCGCUUUUGGAAGGUUGCGAACAAUUCAGAUUGCUUGCAUGGUCUGCAUUCUCGGCGCCGCUCUGAUGGCAGGCGCGGCAAAUGUCGCCAUGUACCUCGCAAGCCGCUUCAUCAUGGGCUGGGGCGUUGGUCAGAUGGUCUGUGGAGUUCCACUCUACCAAGCAGAGCUUUCUCCACCCAAGCAUCGGGGUUUCCACGUAGGACUCCAUGGAAUUGCUCUUGGGUUGGGCUAUGCUCUCACGGGUUUUGUCGGUUUCGGAUGCUACUAUGACUCAACAUCAUCAUUCCAAUGGCGAUUUCCCUUCGCAGUGCAACUGAUACCCACCUUGAUCUUACUGUCUGGCAGUUGGAAGCUACCAGAAAGUCCUCGAUGGUUACUUAUGAAGGGACGUAACGACGAGGCUUUCCAAGUCAUCCAGAGGCUCCACGCUCAACCAGAUGACCCAGACGACACCUUCGCUCGCAAAGAAUUCUACCAGAUGACCCAGCAAUUUGCGCUAGAUGAGCAGAAAAAACAAAAUCUUGGGGUUGUACACUGGUGGGAUUAUUUCAAGAAGGCGAGCUACCGGCGCAGAAUCCUGAUUGGCUGUGGCGCAACACUCAGCAGCGCGUGCUCUGGUAAUCUUGUCGUGAACAACUACCAAGUCACUCUCUACACCGGGCUCGGCAUUACAGGCGGGAUUCCAAUCCUACUCUUCGCAAUCUGGAACAUCGUCGGCAUGCUAGGCAACAUCGUGGCCGCGACCGCCCUCAUGGACCGCUUCGGCCGCAAAAUCUGCCUUCUGAUAGGUAUCGCGGGGACAGCCACGUGUCUGGCGUUUGAAGCCGCCCUGACCAAAUAUUUCGUUGGUCAAGAGACACCAAACAAAGUUGGACUGGGCUUUGGCACUUUCUUCAUUUUCUUUUACGUGGUGUUUUAUGCCACGUUUAUCGAUGCGCAACAAUACGUCGUCGUUUCAGAGGCUUUCCCUAUGGAAUUCAGAAGCAUUGGUGUCGCAUUGAGCCUUUUUGCCCAAACGGCCGCGGCGGCAUUGUUCGUUGGCGUGGCGCCUGUCAGCUUUACUCACAUAGGCUGGAAGUUCUAUCUUGUCUUCAUUUGCCUCGAUGUCUGUACCUUCACAUUGGUUUGGGUGUUUUUCCCCGAGACCAAAGGCCUUUCACUGGAAGAGAUCAAUGAGCUAUUUGGUGACCCUGUCGCCGUUCAUAUCACGCAUGACCAGGAAGAUGACCUCGAUAAGAAGAUUCAAGAUAUGAGUCUUGUGGGAGUCGACUAUACCCAUGAGGAAAAAGCUUGA